Messenger RNA from Naegleria lovaniensis, 513 nucleotides. RefSeq lists its product as uncharacterized. The coding region runs from base 1 to 513 and encodes 170 amino acids. The transcript has 3 exons. NCBI's taxonomy places the organism in Eukaryota, Heterolobosea, Eutetramitea, Acrasida, Naegleriidae. The record is from RefSeq and is a predicted model, not a curated record.
AUGUCAUCAUCCAACGCAGCAACAACUAGCAACGAAGUGAUCAUCCCAGAGGCAGAUAAAGUUGCAAAUCCAAAAACCUUUUUAUUCAUGCAUGUCAUUAGCUGCACCGUUCAAGUCGGAGGAUUGUUUGGUGCCAUCUACACUCCUAUUCAUUACUUUUUGAAAAGAAGGAAAGAACCAACGCUUUCAUUUUCUAACUUUCUGAACACUAGACUUCCACAAUAUAUUUGGAGAGGAACAACGAUAGGAUUUCUCGUUGGUUCGAUUCUUUAUUAUGGCAAAGCUCGAACGUUCACUCAAAAUAAUUUUGAUGAUCGAGCUUUCCGUAUCAAGCAUAAUAUUCAUUGUAAUAUGUGGCAACAAGCAUGGCUCGGUAGUGUGGUAUUGGGAGGAUUAACUGGUUUGAUUUUAAAGAAACCAGAGAUGGGAAUUGCUUUAGGUCAUGCAUUUGGAACCAUCUUAUUUGCUGGAUUGACUGCUGCGGGUGUAAAACCAUUGCAACGUAGAGAUUGA